UUCAGAGGCUUUGGUGGCACUGAGGGUGAGAGAGAGAAAGAGAGAGAGCUAGAGAGAGGGAAAGAGGUGCCUGUGUGUUUGUUUCACCUCCUAAUCAGUUUUCCUUGGGGAUCUAUCAUCCACUGCAGCAGAGGAGAAGGUAGUGAAGCAGAAAAAGAAGAUAGAACAAUUCAGCUCCGGCGAAAAUCUGCUUCGAUCAGGAAUUUGAGCCUCAUACAAGUGACAGAAAUGGACGCCCCUCUCUCCACCCCAUGCAACAUCCAGAUUUGCGAGGUCACCUGUGACUCCUUCCGCAUCAUGUGGGACAUGACCUCGGAGGACACUGCCCGAGCCACGCACUUCUUCAUCGACCUGAGCCGCAAAGAGAGCAGGGACCCCAACCGCUUCAAACACAGGGAUGUGCCAACCAAGCUUGUGGCCAAGGCCGUUCCUCUCCCCAUGGCAGUGAGGGGACACUGGUUCCUCAGCCCUCGGACAGAGUACUGCGUUGCUGUUCAAACUGCUGUCCGUCAGCCAGACGGUGACUACCUGGUGUCAGAGUGGAGCCAGGUGGUGGAGUUCUGCACUGGAGACUAUGCCAUGGAACACCUACAGCAGCUUCUUGACAAGGCAAAAGGCUCCGCAGGGAGGCUGCUGAAAUUCUCUGUGUUCUAUCGCAACCAGCACACCGAAUACUUUGACUACGUCAGGAGGGAAUGUGGAGGACUAAUGCGUCCAGCUCUGAAAGACAACAGUGGGAGUCACGGUUCUCCCAUAAAUGCCAAACUACAGGGAGUCUUCUUCAGCUGCAACACAGAGUUUGACACAGGCCUACCUCCCAAAGACUCCCCUUAUGGCCCGCUGCGUUACCAGAUCCCAGCUGGACACCUGCUGAACCCUGACAUCUGUCUGUACUUUGCAGACUUCUACUGUAUGUACACAGCCUACCAUUAUGUGGUGUUGGUGCUAGCCCCUGUUGGCUCAGAGGGAGAUACCUUCUGUCGCACCCGCCUCCCCAUGCUGGACUUGGCUUCCAACCCCUUCCUGACAUACACUGCCCCCCAGAGGGAAGGGGAAGAGCCUCUGUUCUGCCACUCCAGCGAUGUCAUCCUCGAGGUGCUUUUCACAGAGCCGGUUCAUUUGGAUCAGGGCAGCGUGGAGCAGAUCAGCGGACAUCACCAGCUGAUGAGUCUGACCACAGCCAAUGCCAAGAAAGACCCAAGCUGCAAAGUGUGCAACAUUAGCGUGGGACGCUGAGGAGGAUGUGAGACAGAGCUGGGAGUGUGUGAGCCUACAAUGCUGAAAGACAGAGUUUUGCACAGGACGAAACAGUCGAGUUCAUUGUGUGUAGGUUAGAAAACAGAGGAAACAGCCCACCUCUCGGGGUGUGUGCAUGCUGCUUUCCUUCUUCCCUCCUACCUGGAUUAGAAUAGUGAGUAACUUCCAGUGUGUCACAGGAAUUUGUCAUGAUCACAGAUGGAAAUAGAGAAAACUUCCACCCGUGACUGCUGAACAAAUCAUAAUUGAAAAACUAAACUAAAAAUGAUAGGCUUCAGAAUAAUGGAGAAAAUCUGUGAUCCUUGUUUGUGAGAGUCAUCUGUCCUCUCUGGUGUUUUUAUGGCAUUUCCUACCUUUCGUUUACAUAUUCUUUCCUGUGUUCGAUUUCAUUUUUCCCUAUGCUGGACGACUAGUUUCAUGAAUUUAUUUUAUUUUGAUACAGCCCACAAGUUCAAAUGCACAAAGCGUGCCCCUUUUAUAAGAAAGUGGCUUUAAACAUAGAAAUCAUAAAAAACGUUUGACUACUGCUGCUUCUUGUGAUGCUCAGUGAAGUCACUGCCAGACUUUUUUGUCUUUUAAAAAGCCUUAUAGUCAAAUAUCUAAACAUUAAGUACUUGAAUCCUUCCUUAAAAGCUAAUCGAAGAGUUAAAAUUGAUGAAUUAACUGUUCUCCUGCCCUGCAAUUUGCUGGCAACCUGUCCAGGGUGUACCCCGCCUCUCCCCUACUGUCAACUGGGAUUGGCUCCAGCUCCCAUCACAACCAGCAAAAGAUAAGAGAUUAAGAUAAUGGAUUGAUGGAUUGUAAUCCUUAAAGACACUGUGGGAUCUAUGAAGCGAAGCAGUGCCAAGCUUGAUGCAGUUGUAUUUACAAGUUACAGCCCUAAAUGCACUUGUACUAAUCGCUGUAAACAAUGAACUCAAAUUGUCCAAAAAGAGCCCAAUGUCUAAAUGUUGCAGUGUGACAGUGAAAGUAGGGCGAUUCAUUGUGUUGGGGUUUUGAACACCAUAGAGAAAGAUAAUGGUGACGAUGCCAACACAGUGUGCCCUGCCAUCAGUCUCUGACAGUAAGCCUCAGCUCUAUAAACAGGACCGAGCUAAGAUUAGCUUCUCUCGUGUUUCUGUUUGUCGGUCCACGAUUAUCUUUGACCUAUGUGGGAAUCCCAACAUCCCAAACAUGUGAAAAGGGAUCCACUCCCUCGUGCACUUGGGCUGAGGAGUUGCCAACAUGUAGGAAACGACAAUAGAGUGCCCCCGAAGAACAAGGUUACCUAGUUGUGGAUGAAAUGUGAGAGAGAGCUGGGAGAGAAAAUUUAGUUUUUAAGUUUAUGAAAAUAUAAGAUUCAAUUCAGUGUGAUGCAAAUGGAAUAAAAACUCUCCACCUUAUUUUUAUCCAGAACAGAUGUAUUAUGUAUGAUGAAAAAAAUAAUAUUUUUAUAAGUUCAGUAAGUCAUGCCCUUUCACUUAGACCCUUCCCACAACAGAGAUGUGAGCUCACACACACUGCAAUGCUGUAAUUCUGUCCAUCGUUAUUGUCCCAAAAAGGUUUGCUCUGCCCUCCAGGUGAAUAACAUAAACAGAACUCUAUCUUCCUUUUGGCAUCCAGCACUUUAGGAAUGGCAAUGUCAAAUUCAAAGAUGUCCGUCUGUGGUCCUCCGAAUCGUUUCUGCAGGUACGUACAGGGCACAUCUUUGUAGCUCUGCCAGGAGUCAAAGGUGAUGCGCACACGCACGUCCUUCUGGAAGCUGAGGUUCCUGACUCGGACGGUACCUUGGAGGGCCUGUUCUGUGACGCUGCAGUUGUCCAGGGUAACCAUGCUCUCUGCCAGCUUGGCGCGGAAGGCCCUGAAAUCUGCAGAGGGUUGUGGGAAGCCCAACUUGAGCUGUGUCCCUGGGCAGCACGUGCUGACGGUGCAGCUGUAGCUGUUCGCUGUCAUGCUUCCCAUGUCAGGCAGUGACGGCAGUAGGUUGAGGUCGGACUGCUCCUCUUCAUCGGAAAACUCUCGCACAGCUGUCAGGGACAAUCCUCUUGAGUCAGCGAAAACCACAUGUUUAUUCUUAAUUGGGAUCAAAACCUCAUCGUCGAAGUCGUCGUCCAGAAAGAACGAGAAAGGGAGGGCUGGGUAAGCUUGACUCAGGAUGUCAGAGGGCAGCUGAUCUGACACCUGAGCACGGAGGCACGGCCGCUGAGGUUUCAGGAUGGGAACCCAAACGUGAGGACACAGUUGUUUACGCUGGUUCAAGCACAGCCUGACGGCAAUCUCCACAAGUCCGGCUGACUGGGCCAUUGACCCGAAGCCAACCACUGGCAGGACACUUGCAAAGGACAAAAAAAAAAAAAUGGUUUCAAUAAAGACUGCAGCUUUGAUGAUUACAAUUCACCCUCACUCAAACAAAUUGAGAAAAUGAUGAAAGAUAAUGCAACAGGCACACUUAUUAUGGCUUACUUUGUAUCAGAGAUCUCCAUGCUGGUGGUCGAGGCUGAAUUAUGGAAAUAUUAUCCUCAAUGUUUGUCUGGAGUUCUAGUGUGGUGGCAAUUUCUGUGAAUCAAGCACAAAGUUAAACACUUAGUCCAGCAUCUGCAGAUGGACUCACAGCACAAUCACCAGAAUGACAUGUACAAUGAGCAAAGAACAGAGGAAAGCCCUGUGAUCUUAUAACCCCCCCUAUGCACAUGCUGUAUCACAUACACAAAUUAAAACAUUUCCAUUACACUGGAAAAUAGAACAACAGUAUUUUAACUAAUCCAAAUCACUGCUGUGACACAUUGAAAUAGUCUCACUUAAUUGAAAAUCUUACUUACACACAUGAACAGCAGGUGGUCGUCUGUAGUCUCACUCAUCCCCACAGGAGAGUCUGGCAGUGUCCUAUAUACACUACCUCACUUGUCAAGUCAUGUUGCUUACUCCUCCCCCUUCACUCUCCUGACCAAUCAGCUGAAUGUUGUGGUUUUGUGCUCAUCCUGUUUCAGCUCAGCAUAGAACGAUUUGAGCUCAUGUACAGCAGCAGCCCUUGUUUUUAAUUUUGCCAUGCUUUCAUUGUAUGUAGCUUAGUUCAGUUUGACUGUCACUACAUGAAAAUGUUAUUGCACCAGUGUUUUCUGUAAAGAUUUAUGUGAAUUUAUGUCUUUGUACAGUCACCUCAGAUGUGUCAUCCACUGAGCUAAAACCACAUACAGGUGUACUGUACUGAGCGUGUGGUCUACAUGUAAUUCUACCCUGUGGAAACUAUUCCAGUCAUCCUGGGCUCUAUUCUCAGACAUGUCAAUAGAGACAGAUCCAAGUUCACUGCUGGUUCGCUUGUGUCCUGAAGGGAUCGCUGUCCCGCAAUCCAUAAACAUGUUUGACGCAUAAGGAAGAGCCGGAUUACAAACGAUCUUCAGCAUGCCAGUCAGCUAACGGAGGAAGCCAUUCAAGAAUUGAGCCAAGUACGUGCAUACAUAUCAAGUUACAUGAAACGCACCUGCUAUAAUGCAGAGAUGUAUUUGGACACCAAAUUCAAGGACAUUUGAAUGAUUUAAACCUAAGACUUUUUAUGAGAGAGGUUAUUGGCCACGAUUUGACUUUCUGCCAUUGCACAAAGACAACAAGAGAUCUUACAGAGGUUUAAUAAUUAAGUUGAUUGCUGUGCUGGAUGAAUAAUAAACUGAAAUACUCUCAUAACCAUUCAAUCAUUCACAUUUUUAAGAUUUUAUUCUUUUAAAUCCACAUCUUUAACUAUUUCCAAGGUCAAUGUGAACACUGCUUUCAAUUUCCAGCAUUUUAAUACAAAUAGGAGCCUUCGUGUGCUCUAAAUACCUCAUCUCUCCACAGAGUUUUAGGAUUUGAUAUUAGCUAGAUCUGCAAAUCAAGAUGAUGACUGACUGUUGACGCUGUUUAGUUCAGUGCAGGCAAAAAAUAGGCACUGACUGCUCCCUCUGAAAUCCUUACAUAACAAAGCUAUUAAAACAAUCUCAGAGAAGACAAUGUUCCACACAUCCUCUCAGGGUGAGACUACAGAGACACAAUCUAAAGAAACUUCAAUGCUGUGUAGCAGAGCAGCGCUGAAAGGCAGAUAAAACCGGAUCCGGUAGUCAAGGUGAAAAGAUGCAUGAGAGUUAGGAAAGAACAACAUCAAUAGGAAUACAAUUAUUUAUAAUGAUAGUUUACAUAAGUGUGAAUAUCACCAAAAUGAAAAAAAAUCUUUCAAAUAUACACGCAAAUUAAUAUCUGCACCAGGGAGUGAUAGGCACUGUGAUGCCAAGGUGAAAUUUCCCCUUCAGGUCAUUUGAUGUGUCCUGUUAUUGAGCAGCAAAGGAAAAAAUCCAAUAAUCUGCAUCUGCAUGUAGAAUCAAAGGAAUGAUGACAAGUAGAUUUGAUAGUCUUUACAGGUCGCAUAAACACCAACACACCAGAAUGCAUUAUACUGUAGAAAUCUAAUUGAACUUAUGUUGUGUAAUGAUUUUUUAAAAAAGGCCAUGAAUAACACCACAGCACUGCAAACGCUGGUUCUGUAAACCGGGUUCAUUCCCAGCCUUCACUUCUCAUUAGUGGUGAUCUUAUAUUUGGCAGGAAUAGUUUCCACUGGGUUACAUCUCCUGAAGCCAUGGUGCCACAACUUGGGUGUUUUCAAGGACAAGUGAUCUCUGCAGGUUCAUGAUCACCUGGAGCCAUCCACACCAACACACAGACCUGGAACAGAAAAAUCACUGUGUGUUAAGUUAAAAGCAAAUUCUGCAAUUCAUUUAAUUUAUUUAUAUGUAUGUAUUUAUACAUCUCAGACUGUUUUACAGAUAUAUCCAUUUUUUUAUAUUUGAUUCAUUUAUUCAAUUAUUUACUUUCUCAGAAUUGUUUUCACAUAUAGUAUUCUCUUUAUCACAUAUCUUUUAGCAUUUGAUUGUUUUAUCUUUAUCAUUUUCAUAUCUCUCUUAGCAUAUGAUUGUUUUAUCUUUAUCAUCUUAUAAGCCUUUGUUGAUUUUCUCAUUUCAAAUAUGAGAUUCACAAUAACGUUUCCUCGGUUCUUGUUUAUAUUGUCUUGAUCUGUGUAUUUAAAACUGGUCACUACAGUACACGGUGCAGUAACUACAUCACCUUAAAUGUCCCCUUUGCUCACACUAAGCUGAGGGGUUACACACCUUUUAAAUUGAAUGAGCUGCAAUCUGUCCAUCAACUGAAGUCUUACAUUCCCCUUAGUGAUUUAAAAUCUGGUGAUUUUCAUGAUUCUUGUAAAUGUUUUAAUUAAGUUCUUGUUGUGCUUCUUUUAUUUAUCAACUCUUUGUUGUGUUGUAUUUAUUUUCUGAUUUUAAAUGCCUCUUACUCCCAGGUUUUUCUUGAAAAAAUAAAUGGAUGGGGUGGUUAAACAA
This is a messenger RNA of Hippoglossus stenolepis (Pacific halibut), 6593 nucleotides long. It is a transcript of the gene phyhip, whose product is annotated as phytanoyl-CoA hydroxylase-interacting protein. The transcript is spliced from 5 exons. Gene Ontology annotation, molecular function: protein binding. NCBI's taxonomy places the organism in Eukaryota, Metazoa, Chordata, Actinopteri, Pleuronectiformes, Pleuronectidae. The coding region runs from base 229 to 1236 and encodes 335 amino acids. The record is from RefSeq and is a predicted model, not a curated record. Gene Ontology annotation, cellular component: cytoplasm.